CAAAUGAGAAACCCAUACGUCACAUAUAGUGCGUGCAAGUCCGAGUUGUGCAUUUAUGUCGGUUAAAAAUUAAAAUUUCAUCUUAAUUUCAAUUACAAUUAUUUUGUUUAAACAUUGUAAUUGUUUUAUUUUUCUUGUUUUCAAUGAACACAUUCCUUUCCUGUUCACUGCUUCCCUCUUCCAAUCUAUAUAAUGCGAAACUCGCAAACUUGUGCCACUACUUCGCGUGGACAACUUCAAGAACAACAUUCUGGAGAUGAAGGGGCAUCGGUGGUGUCAGAUAAAACAAGAUACUCGCAAGCGUCAUCUUCAUCGUUUAGUCUUCAAGAUUGCAUUAAUGAGUUUAGAGCGAGGAAAGUGCAUCGUUCAUCUCAAAGCCAAAGUCAAAGUAAUCCCAAUACGGACGAUGACUUGAUAAAUCAAAACAAAUCGAAUAAGCAUAGUGAACGUAUAAGUAAACCUUGCAAAGACGGUUUUUGUUACUGUUUUACUAGCGAUAGCGAUGAUUUUAGAAUUUAUAAAUCUGAUGAGAAAAAAAGAACCCGAAAGUCAGAGGCUACAAUAACUGAUGAUGAACAGAUUUCAGAUAUGUCAAACAAUAACCACAAGAUGCGACGGGACUCCUUUCCAGCAAAUCCCAAAAACAAGCAUGAUGCUCAAUCGAGAAGUGGCCCUUCUAGAACAGUUACAGCUAUUAGCAAAUUGAAGGAUUCUAGUCGAACAUCAAAAGCCCCACUUAUUCACAUCAUCCAAGAAAUACACAAUAAUUGUGUAGUAUCGGAAGUUCGUGUGAACAAAAAUAAAAUUCAUUACAAAAGUCCUCCAUCAUCCAAGAAGCAAACAGUAACAAAACCAGGAGUUAUUAAUGUUUCAGAAGACAUACCAUUCAAACCACAUUCCCCUGCCUACGUGGAUCGGGUCAGCGAAAUAGAUAGUUUAACCGAAGAAUUUCAACAAAGUUCCUUGAAUACAAGUUCAAGGAGCAGUGAUAAGAAUGGAGGACGUUUAUUAAAAAAACGUUUAAGUGGUACUCGAAUCGAGUACAAGCCAAAAAACCUAUCAACUCCCCCUCGAAAACCACCAAGGAACAUUCCAGCUGCUAACAGUGCACGAACUUCUAUAAGUACUGCACCUUCUAUCCGAGAUGCUGAAAAAAUUCUUGAUGAUUUUCUGCGAUUAAAAGGAAUUCCUAUUCCAAAAGUGACACAAAAGCACAAAAAUGACCGCAAGUCCUUUCCACUAGCCAAAAAUUUUCUUUCAUCAAAUGAAGUGGGAAUUUCUUCUUACCAAAAACAAAUGCCUUCUUGCCCAUCCUUAAGUGAUAUUGAACAUUUAGUAAGUGAGAAAUCAACAGAUAGUUGCGGUGUCGUACUUGAAGACCCACUUACGUGGCAAUCGCCAAAAAUCAGAGAAAUGCUAAAUCUUGACACAAAAUCUAAAAAUUUCCAUUCCACCAAUCCGGAGUGCGGACCGCAAGUAGGUUGGAAAAUUCCACCAAAGCUUGAUAUCGAUACAGUCGAUGGAGCUUAUCAUAAUCUAGUUGCCAACAUGGAAUCAAAAAUAACACCAGUCAAAUCUGAAAUGCCAAAUAAUAAAACUGAAAGUCAAAAAUUUAUUCUUGCUGAACAAUUAAAAAACUUUGUCUCACAUUCUCCAUGGUCAAGUAAAAAACAAAAAAACAAACAAAAUAUCAAAAAAUCGAAUUCCUUUUUGAAUGCAUCAAAAACUAAACUUUUAAGAUUUGUUACUAAGAAAUCUCCCGACACUCAGAAUAGAUCAAUUGGAGUUCAAACAUCGACUGAGAUUGCAAAUGAUCAAAACAAAGAGAAGCGUUUUAGUCUUCAGUCGCCACCUGGCAGCUAUUUUUCAAACACCCCGGCUAAAACAUCAAAGAGUUCCCAAACUGAAUUCGACUUUUCACGAACAGUUCAAUCUCCACCAAGAGAUGAGAAAGUUCCUCAGCGCAAACAACUUUUCCCAAUGGAAUGUGCCCCCAAGGAAAAACCUCCUCGAAAAAUAAACUCGAAGAAAAAUCAAAAUACAACUUAUAAAUCGUACAACUCGGAUUUGGACAAAGAUUUGAAUCUUAGUAAAAUGGGACAGGUGCUGAGCAAUAUACGUAAUCGGUUAGAAGCUAGUGAUGAUCAUGCUGUGGGAACAUUCCGUGAAAUAAAACGAAAAGAGGAAAUUGCUGCUAACACAUCUUUUAGUUACGACUGUGUCGAUGGAUAUGGGUAUCAUAAUGUUUUAAAUGUAUCCGCCCAAGCUGAUGUCCAUAAUGAGCCAGAUCCUUCAUAUUCGGAGAUUGAGGAAGAUAGUUUUUUCAUAACUGGCAGCCCUGUAAAUGAAAAUACAACUGGCAUUGAGCAUUUUGUUUUGGAAAAUGAUCCCAAAGCUAUCUAUGCCAAGAUUAAUAAAACUCCAAAAAAGUCCAAGUCACAUUCGAGUUCUUUUAAUAAUAUAAUGGAACAGAAUAGUCCUCCUAAGCUAAGGAAUGUCAGUAAGACUGAUCUAAGUACACAAAGUGAAAUAUUUCUGGAAAAUUUAACUUUGGAAAAUAAUGGUUCCUUCUAUGGGAAAGCAGAAAAGAUUCAAAAUGCACGCCAAGAGGAAAAGUUAUACAUUGAACUAGAUAACCUCGAUGAAUCGUAUGUUUCCAUAAACAGUUUGAGAGAAUCCAUAUCUAAAGAUUCUGAUGCAGUGUCUUACGAACUUCCCGGAGAUGAUACAAAUGUUAUUGCAGUUGAAAAUUUAGCUGGAAAUCAAAGUACACCAAAGAAGACGACCCAUUUUACUAAGUUUGGUAUGCAUAUACCGAGUGAGGAAUGUCUUCAUCAAACAUCUAGUUGUCCAGCAACUCCCGGAUGGUUACUUUAUGACGAACAACAAUUUAUUCCAACACAAGAGGAGUCAAUGAGUUUGCGAGAAGAAUCAUCAUCAACUAAUGCCACAACAGACAAAGAAAAAACACAAAAUUCUAGUUUAUGGAGAUAUCGGACCCUCAAAGACAAGUUACGAAAAUCUUUUCGAAGAAGUAGACAUUUCAUCAAAAAUGAAAGUAAACGUCUUUCGAGUACGUUAAAUUCACAAAAAAUAUCAAACUUGAAUCGACUCAAUGAACCCUGGGAUGAAUCAUCUUUGUGCAUUACAAGUCUCUUUGCGAUGGAUGAUAAAGCACCAGUAAACGAUCAAUUGACACAGGCAGUAAAUAUAUGUCGACUCAUCCCGGAGCUAGAGGAUACACCCGAAAUGGUGGAAGCAGAGCGGCUUCUUCUAUAUUCCACAGUUAAACAAAAUGCUCAGAAAUUAAACGCAAGUAUAACUUCUCAAAAUGACACUCAAAAAGGGGUUUUGAUGUUAAAAUCAAUUCGAUUGCCAAUCAAGAAGAACAACGCACAAGAACUUUUCUUUAACUACUAUUAUAUUGGAGUAUUCUCCAGUGGAAGGCAGAUAAAAUCCACCCAGUCAGCUGAAUAUACAAAUGGAGAAGCCGUUUUUAGGAACUGUAACAUUUCAUUUGAUAAUUUAAACCCCGAUUCGAAAGUUCGUUGCGAUAUUUUCAUGCUGAGGUUAAGAAAAGUUACAACAAGCAAAAAUCUUCCUCGCAAAACCAAGAAGUUAUGUGAGGUUUCAACUUCAAGUGAAGAAAUUUUAUCAAGGUUUCGACCACAUGCCUCGUUUUUUGUGCAGCCUCGAGACUUAAAGCCUUACAGUUUGAAAGAUAAUUGCCCGAAUGCAAAUGAAAACUACUUUUGUUUACACGCAGAUAAUUCUUUCAUGUCUUCCAUCAUUCCACAAGCUAGAAAUAAUAAUUUCUUAGACAAAGUGCAUGUGUGUGGACAAGUGGAACAAUUUUUUCGACAACAUACAACAAAGGGUUUUCUUCAUGUUCAGGAUAUAAAUAAAAAACAUAGUUGGAAUUUGAGGUGGUGUGAAUUGAGUUCGUUAAAAUUAAAUAUUUGGAAUUGUCCAAAUGAUGUGACUGAGCAAGAGCCAAUUUUAAAAAUAGACCUUUGCUCUUGCAAAUCUCUUCCAAUUCAAUGUGCAGCUAGAGAGAUUUGUGCUAGAUCACGGUCUUUUUGUUUAGAAUUAGAAGCGACAGAAACACCUUCGGUGUAUAUUUUUUCAGCGGACAGUGUAAGUGAUCUCAAUAGUUGGAUAAGUGCCUUAAAUGAAGUCUUAGAAUUCAUUGCAGACUGGUUAAAAUAACUUAUCUGCUGUGCAAUAAUAAUAAUUUUUUUUUUUACACAUACAUUCGGUAGAACAUAUUUUUUAAAUGUAUUUUUAUAUAAGUAUAUUUUUGUCACUUGUUAAAAUUGAUCACUGUUAUUUUUAUAAUAAAAUUUACUGUUUAACAUUCCA
This is a messenger RNA of Episyrphus balteatus (marmalade hoverfly), 4362 nucleotides long. RefSeq lists its product as uncharacterized. The transcript is spliced from 6 exons. Gene Ontology annotation, biological process: mitotic cytokinesis; actomyosin contractile ring assembly; septin ring organization. Gene Ontology annotation, cellular component: actomyosin contractile ring. The coding region runs from base 193 to 4209 and encodes 1338 amino acids. The record is from RefSeq and is a predicted model, not a curated record. NCBI's taxonomy places the organism in Eukaryota, Metazoa, Arthropoda, Insecta, Diptera, Syrphidae.